AUGCGAAGAGAAUCAUUUGAUACGCCGCUACACGCCUUGAAGAUUCACGCUCAGGCUUCAGGGUCUAUCAGGGCUAGAUCGAUCACUGUUCAAGUGGCAAAAGAAUUCGAUUCUUGUUACGUUUGGGAGGAUCAGAACUCUUCCAUGCUCCAACAAGUAAGCACAUACACAGCACCUAUAUUCUUCAGCGCGAUGACAAUGGAUACAAUUGAGGCAUCAUGCUAUUAA
This is a messenger RNA of Heterobasidion irregulare TC 32-1, 228 nucleotides long. RefSeq lists its product as uncharacterized. The transcript has a single exon. The record is from RefSeq and is a predicted model, not a curated record. The coding region runs from base 1 to 228 and encodes 75 amino acids. Lineage: Eukaryota; Fungi; Basidiomycota; Agaricomycetes; Russulales; Bondarzewiaceae.